Pollicipes pollicipes is the source of this 669-nucleotide messenger RNA. RefSeq names its product putative sodium-coupled neutral amino acid transporter 11. Gene Ontology annotation, biological process: amino acid transmembrane transport. The record is from RefSeq and is a predicted model, not a curated record. Bases 55 to 669 code for a protein of 204 amino acids. Gene Ontology annotation, molecular function: L-amino acid transmembrane transporter activity. NCBI's taxonomy places the organism in Eukaryota, Metazoa, Arthropoda, Thecostraca, Pollicipedomorpha, Pollicipedidae. Gene Ontology annotation, cellular component: membrane. The transcript has 4 exons.
GGCGUCGGCGGCGCGCUCACUCAACAGGCGGCUGCGGCGGCGGACGGCAGCGCCAUGGCCGAGGAGCGGCUCGUGCUCACCAGACAUGAGGUCACCGCCAACAGACAGGUGGGCGAAGAGGAGGCCUCCAAGGAGGAGCAGAGCUCGCUUACCUCGGCCAGCUUCAACUUCAUCAACUCAAUCAUCGGCAGCGGCGUGCUCGGCGUGGCUUACGCCAUCCGACAGGCCGGCCUGGGGUUGGGCCUGCUGCUGAUCGUGCUGGUGGCCUGGAUGACGGACGCCUCGAUCGUCAUGCUCAUCAGGGCCGGCAACCUGGCCGGCACCAGCACGUACCAGGACACGGUGAUGCGCGCGCUCGGCACGCCCGGCUACUAUGCGCUCACCUUCCUGCAGUUCACCUACCCGUUCGUCGCUCUGCUCAGCUACAACAUCAUCAUCGGAGACAACUUCACCAAGGUGUUGAUCCGGAUGACGGGCGUGCCGGCCGACAACUUGGUGGUGCGCCGCGAGUUCGUCAUCAUCGCUGCCACCCUGCUCAUCACCAUGCCGCUGUCGCUCUACAAGCAGAUCGGCAAACUCGCCAAGAUCUCUUUCGUCUCCUUCGUCAUGGUGCUGGUCGUCGUCGCCGCCAUGGUCUACCGCACUGUCACCAUGUGGGAGCAGGUGUGA